AUGCCUUCUGUCCACUGGGACAGAAUGUUUGUUGGAAUUACCUGUUGUGUAGUGACUGUGACCCUUUGGGCACUGUGUAUUUGGGAGCUCCUCAGGUUUAAAGCAGGUGCUCACCGAGCAAGACAGAGGCUUGGAGCUGUGCUGCAGCUUCCCCUGUAUCCUGUGGGUUCCCAGGCUCCCAAUCCAAAGCAGUGUCAGUCCUAUGCCAUAUGGCCCCAUGUGCCAUGUGCCUGUGCCUGGCAAGCAUACACUGCAGCCAGGGCACAAGUGGGCAAUAUCCACUGUGAACAUUAUCGGAAGGGACUCCAACUCCAUCCUUCACUUAGAGACCAGAAAUAUUUCAUCUGGAUAUAUGUUAUUUUUUCUUUCUGUGCAUUAAAUUUUUGUGACAACAGUACCAGUGCCGUGAACGUUUCUGAAAACAAUAUAAAACCCCUUACUUUUGAACGGAUCGUAGUGGGUAGUAUUUAUUUUAUUCUUUCCAAAGAAAAAUGUGAACCCGAUGCUGUGAAUGGUAAUGCUUCAAUAGCAAUCCAGAUGUGCUCCAGAGAAGGGGAAAAUCCUACUUUAAAGCCUCACCAAAUUCUGAAUUGUAAUGAAAAUCUGGACUCCUUAGUAUCACAGGUUAUUGUUCUGCCAUCGGUAAUAGGGGGUUUUACUGGGAGCCGUAAUGUCGGGCUGCCAUCUAGUGAGCUGAGGGCUGCUUGGGGAGCUAGGGAAUGGGAGGAGGAGGUGUUCAUGCCAGUGACCCAGAGGCAAGGAAAUGCAGGCCCCAGCAAGGUUUCAGCUAUUGCCAGUAACACUCACAUCCUCACCUCCAUGCCAGACCAACUGACCACACAAAACUUCACUGCUGCUGCAAACGUCGCAGUGCAGAUUAUGGAAAAGCUAAAUGUUUCAGAAGACCUUCAGGCAUCUGUGGCAGUAAUGGCUACGGUGAGUCAACUCUUGGAUGCCAAUGAAAGAGAAAUCAUCCACAAUAAUCUUGUCAAUGUUACAUCAAGCCUCACAAAAACAGUGGAGGAAUUUUCUUUGACUGGCAACAUCUCACAACCCAAUGUUGCAAUCCAGUUUGCUCCACUGAAAUUAAGCUCCUCUAUGAUUCCGUUUUUGGCACAGAGAAAUACAGCACUGGGAAAGUGCCAGUCAACAAAACUAGAAAUACAGGAAAAUGUUCCUGGGCUUCUUUGUGACCUCAGUAAUGAAGUUCAGAUACUGUCCAACAUUUUAAGUAACAGUUCAUCAGACAAUGGAAGUGUUGGAUUUGUCCUGUAUCGAAACUACAAACUCAUCCAGUCAAGGAUUUAUCAGAGUUGCAAUAGUUUGUCUAAACAAAUCAUCUCUGGCGACAUUGAUGGCGAAAUAGCGAGCAGUGUUGGAAUAGCCUUCGGUCCCAAGUACAACACAUCUGAACUGCAGCUGCGUGAUCAUGUCUGUGUCUUUUGGGACUACUCUAUCAAUGACUGGAGCACUGCCGGCUGUGCAAAAGGAAGAGACCAGUUCCUGAGAUGCAGGUGUAAUCACACGACUAAUUUUGCUGUCCUGAUGGCCUUUCAGAUCAAAUAUAAAUACACAAAGCCUUUGGAGUCUAUUUCUUAUAUUGGUCUUGAUUUGUCCAUGGCUGACCUGAUUGCUACCAUUUCGUUUCAAAUAUUCACUAGGAAAACUUGAAAGUCAUCUGUAACAUGGAUGUUAGCGAGUCUCUGCUUAAUGCUCAUUUUUAACAUCAUCUUCAUCUCUGGAAUUGAAAACCAUAAUGCCAGGAAUCACAGCAGUGAUACUACCGGCUACCACCAGCAGUACCCUCCUUAUGAUAACACCAGUAACACCUUACUCACUUCUGACGUGGGAGAUCCUCCCACAGACUCCUGGUGUACAGCUGUGGCUGUCCUACUGUGCUAUUUUUUUUUGGCAACAUUUGCGUUGACAGCACUCAAUUCUGCACAGUUGUACUUAUUGUUGCUUAGAGCCACGAAGCCGCUGCCUGGACAUUUCCUUGUAACCAUGUCAGUAACUGAAUGGGGAAUCCCUACCAUAGUAGUUGCAAUAACACUCAGAGUUACUUACAGAGGAGGAAAAGCUUAAAUCUACCGACAGGAAAAAUUUUGCUGGCUUGCAGCACUGGACCAAAAUCAGAAUUUUAAUGUGCUAAAGCCGAUGUUGUGGUCAUUCCUCUUGCCAGCGACACUCAUAACCCUGUUUAACAUCUCGAUCUUCAUCAAGAUCAGUACCUCUGUGAUAUGUAAGAAGGAUGAAAAUUUGACAAGGAAUAAAAAGGAUUCACUAAUGAAAACUAUGAUUAGCAUUAUCUCUACAUUUGUAAUGCUCAGAAUCACCUGGAUGAUAGGCUACCUUAUGUUAAUGAGUCAUGAAAGAACAAGUCUUGUUUUCAGCUGUCUGUUUUGCAUUUUGAAUGCUACCCAGGCGGACAAGCUCCGAAUGCAAUGA
Molecule: messenger RNA, 2448 nt
Organism: Chiroxiphia lanceolata (lance-tailed manakin)
Lineage: Eukaryota; Metazoa; Chordata; Aves; Passeriformes; Pipridae
Gene: ADGRG7
Product: adhesion G protein-coupled receptor G7
Biological process (GO): G protein-coupled receptor signaling pathway; cell surface receptor signaling pathway
Cellular component (GO): membrane
Molecular function (GO): G protein-coupled receptor activity
Source: RefSeq, a predicted model, not a curated record